Molecule: messenger RNA, 729 nt
Organism: Mycotypha africana
Lineage: Eukaryota; Fungi; Mucoromycota; Mucoromycetes; Mucorales; Mycotyphaceae
Exons: 4
Coding region: 1-729 (242 amino acids)
Biological process (GO): proton motive force-driven ATP synthesis
Molecular function (GO): proton transmembrane transporter activity
Source: RefSeq, a predicted model, not a curated record
AUGGCUUUUCGUCUAAUCUCAAAGAACGCUGCAGCUGCUGCUAUCGCCACUCGUCCUACAUUAGCAGCUACUGCUCGCCGAUCUGUUGGUAGUACUGUCAUCCGCCACUAUACCACUCAAAAGCAAGCUGAUCCCAAAGAAAAGGCCAAUAGUAUCAUCAACUCUUUGCCCGGCAACAGCCUUGUUUCUAAGACUGGUUUCCUCACCUUAGGUACCGGCCUUGCUACCUAUAUCAUUUCAAAGGAAAUCUAUGUCGUCAAUGAAGAGACUUUGGUAUUGAUUUCCACUGCUGGUUUGCUCGUGGUUCUUCUCAAAUACUUAAGGGAACCUUUCAACAACAUGGCAAACGAGCACAUUAACCGUAUCAAGAACGUUUUGAUCCAAGCACGUGAAGAUCAUAAGACUGCUGUUAAGGAACGAAUUGAUGAAGUUGGACAAAUGAAAGAUCUGGUUGAUGUAACUAAGGCACUUUUCGAAUUGUCCCGUGAAACAGCCAAAUUAGAAGCAGAAGCUUUCCAACUUAAGCAAAAAGUCGAUGUUGCUCGCGAAGUCAAGACUACUUUGGAUGCUUGGGUCCGCCACGAAGCUAAUCUCCGUGAGCGUGAACAGAAGCAAUUAGCAGCUUAUUUGAUGGAAAAGAUUAACAAGGAUCUACAAGACCCCAAGAUUCAACAACAAAUUCUCGAUCAAGCUAUUGCCGAUGUACAAAAAAUUGCAAAGACACAUUAA